Molecule: messenger RNA, 1011 nt
Organism: Paramecium tetraurelia
Lineage: Eukaryota; Ciliophora; Oligohymenophorea; Peniculida; Parameciidae
Exons: 5
Biological process (GO): endoplasmic reticulum calcium ion homeostasis
Cellular component (GO): endoplasmic reticulum
Molecular function (GO): calcium ion binding
Source: RefSeq, a predicted model, not a curated record
AUGGAAGACAAUUAAGCACAAAUUGCAUUUGAUUAUGUAGCCUUUAUUAAAAACAUUCCGCAUAAUUACCCUUAUGAAUGCAUGGGAUUUAUACUUUUCCUCAUUUACAUCUUUAUGUACUUCACAGGAAACACAACCAAUAAAAAACUAGCAUUAAAAUUUGCAUCAACAACCUAUGACUUCUUUAAAACCAACUUCACUGCUGUUGGAAUCACAAACAAAGAAAAUGGACCACUCCUGUAAUCCAUUUCAAGUAAUUCCUUUGGAUUUAUGGCUUAAGGAAGAAACAAUUUAAAUUGUUUAGCAGUCACUAUUGAACUAAAGAAAAGAUAAGAUCUAUUGUCAAUGUUAUUAUUUUCAUUCAUCUGGCCUGAAAGAGACACCAUCACUAUUGAUAUCCCAAUAGCAGCUACACCAUAACCCAUUUGUUUUGCUUUGGUCAAAAAAAGAGAUGCCAAAUCAUAUAAGGAAGCCAAUAUAGAUCUUAAAUAUCUCUGUGAAAAGUUAUCCAUUGAUAAAAUUGAUGACAAUUUAACACUUGUCACCCUUGGUGAAGGCAAAGAACCUUUGACCACUAUUUUUGAUUCCAAAUUAUGUCAAGCCUUAAAGAAAUAUGACAAAUAUAUUCAAAAUAUUCAUUUCACUGAUUAAAAAACACUCUUAGCAAAUCCAUAUCAUCUUAGAGCUACCUUAAUUAAUAUUGAAUCGCUAGAAGAUUACACAGAAUUCAUAUAAUUGAUCCUUUAAAUUGUUGAUAAGAUUGCUAACUUCAAAUUAUCAUAAUCUGCUAGAUAAUAAAAUGAAGAAGAAAGAGCAAAAUUUGAAGAAAUCAAAUUUAAGGAUGAAAAGUAAAAGAAAAUUGAAGAAGCUUAGAAAAAGAAGACAGAAAAAUUGCAAAAGGAAAAAUAAAAGUUAUUGUCUUUACCUAGAGAACAAUAAAUCAAGUUGUAAGAGAAAGAAAAGAGAGAUGAAAUCAAAAAAAAAUAUGCAAAAAGAACAAUGUAUAUGUGA